Messenger RNA from Adineta ricciae, 345 nucleotides. The record is from the annotation of a GenBank genome assembly. NCBI's taxonomy places the organism in Eukaryota, Metazoa, Rotifera, Eurotatoria, Adinetida, Adinetidae.
AUGGAUACCUAUCGAAGAGCUGAAAUUAUAGCAUCUCAUCCAGUUGCUACCGCCAAAUAUUUUCAUACAUUAAUUACCAAUAUCUUAGAUACUAUGAUCAUGGGUGGUGUUAUCGGACCAGUAAAAGCUUAUUUUGGCACUGUCGAAAGUCAACGCCGAGGUUCACUUCAUCUGCAUCUUCUUAUUUGGCUUGAUCAUGAUUUGAAACCGGCUGAUAUGAAAGAAAAAAUUCAAGGUGCAACUUUUCGCGAUAAGUUAAUAGCUUACUUAGAAGAUAUUAUCAAAGAAGAUUUAGGCGAAUUCAAAGAUAUACAAGUCAUUGAAUCGCCGAAUGGUAUAAGAUAA